This is a messenger RNA of Danio aesculapii, 1315 nucleotides long. RefSeq names its product chemerin-like receptor 1. The record is from RefSeq and is a predicted model, not a curated record. Gene Ontology annotation, molecular function: G protein-coupled receptor activity; complement receptor activity. The transcript is spliced from 2 exons. The coding region runs from base 35 to 937 and encodes 300 amino acids. Lineage: Eukaryota; Metazoa; Chordata; Actinopteri; Cypriniformes; Danionidae. Gene Ontology annotation, cellular component: plasma membrane. Gene Ontology annotation, biological process: positive regulation of cytosolic calcium ion concentration; inflammatory response; phospholipase C-activating G protein-coupled receptor signaling pathway.
ACUAGACUCUUUCCACUGCAUUGACACCUCAAAGAUGGAAAACAGCAGUUUUGAGCUUAAAAAUGUGACUGCAAACUCAACUGACAAGAGCACUGUGGAGGAUGAGGGAUUUGAGAUUUUUCUUGCCUGCAUUUUCUUUUCCACUGUCAUAGUGGGUCUCAUUGGAAAUGGGCUGGUCAUAUUUCUGGCCGGCUGCAGAAUGAAGACGACUGUCAACUCCAUUUGGUUUCUGAAUUUGGCGAUUGCAGACUUCAUCUUUAUUUUAGUUUCAAUUACAAAUGUUUCCUUAAUCUUGAGCAAUCAGCACAGUGUCUUUACAGAGUACCUUUUCAUCAUCACAACAUCUCUAAAUCUGUUUGUUAGCGUUUGGUCUCUUGUAGUUAUCAGUCUGGAUCGAUGCCUGCGCACAUGGAUUCCUGUUUGGGCUCAAAAUAACAGAACUCUGCGUAAAGCCAGAAUCAUCUGCAUCAUCAUCUGGGUUUCAUCCAUCGGCUUCAUUUUCCCUUACUUACAAGUUUUUAAGAUUACAGGUACAAUUAUUGUCACAUAUGAAUUUAUAGUGGUCUUUCUCAUCCCCUUCCUGAUCAUUGCAUCUUCAUACAUCGCUAUUGGAGUAAAAAUCAAACGCCUCAAAAAGAGGAAGCAUUUCAGGUCAUACAGACUCAUUUUAACUGUAAUCCUGACUUUCUUCAUCUGUUCAUUUCCACACCAUGUUUGCUGGAUUUGGAGAGUAAUGGCAGAAACUAAUAAUUGGACUCUCACUGAUCAAUUUUGGAAGCUAUUUUUUUUUACUUUCUACCUGAUUAAUCUCAACAGCAGUCUGAACCCAUUUCUCUACGUGUUCAUGUGUGAUGAUUAUAAGAAGAAGCUGAAACAGUCUCUGGUGCUGGUGCUGGAGACGGCGUUUGCUGAAGAUCAUCUGGACAUUAGAGUAUAGUGAAAUACACACAAAAUGAUUAACAGGCUAAACAAACCACACUUGAAUUUCUAGAAAUGUAGAAAACUUUUUUGGAGGAAAAAAAAGUUUUGCAAUCAUUGUUAAUACUGUAAUUAUCACAGUUAAACAGUAACUGUCAUCAGUAUUCAGCAUAAUUUUCUGUCUAAGACAUAUCUUGUAAAUUAUAGCUUUAUAAAUCCAGGUUUUGUGCUUGGUUUAGUUAUGUGUCCUUGUUUUCAGUGUCUGUAUAUUCACUUAGGGCUGAUUUAUUGGUUUAGUUUGGUGUGUGUAUUUAAGUCUCAGUCUGUCUUCAUUGAUGUUUGUGUUGUUGACCUCUUCAUCUAUUUUUAUUGAUUAAAAGCAUUGUUGUGUACAUAA